UUUUCCCCCGCGAGAUGUCUCAUUAUGAAACAAGCCGUGCCUGGCUAUUACUCGAAUCACCCACUUUUUCCCUCUAUCUUCGGAAUAAUCCAAUCCAGAAGUGUGUGUCAGUUUCCCAAUCCAUAAUGGCUACCCUGAAAUGCAGACAUGUCAUCAAAAUAAAAGCAACAAACUUAGCCCAAACAGGAAAGAGGCACGAACCUUCUCGUUGGCGUCGAAUUCAUUCCUAUCUGUCAUGAAGAAGGAGAGCACCGCUGGAACCGCGGUAGGUGGAGGUGUGGUUGGAGGUGAAGAGGAGGAAUUAUACCUAUCUUCGGAUUCAAUCUUGGCCCGGAAGCUGCAGAAGAUCCUCUCAGCCGAGUUGGAGAGCGACAAGACCACCCUGGACUCCUUAAACGCCUUGUCCCAUUUCUUCACGGAGAACUCCUUGUUCCACCGUCGAUUCUUGCGCGGUGAGAUUGAGCGACGAUCCCUUGAGAUCCAUCGCCAGUUUCUCCAUGACUUUGGACAUCUCAAUCAAGGGCUGGAGGAAGUCUCUGACCGCAUCCUGGACAUGAAACUCAAGUCCCAGGACAUGAAGGCCCACUUGGAUAAGACCAAAGGUCAAACCCGAGAUUUGAUCCAAUCCACCAACGCUCUCAAACGCGAAAGUGCUCAAUUGAGACGGAAACAAGAGGUUCUAGCCGCUUUCCAGACCACGUUCGCCCUCUCAAGUGAAGAUGAAAGGAUCCUGAUCGAAGGUCAACCCAGCGAAGGCUUCUUCCAAGCCUUGGCUGAUGUUCGUCGGGUUCAGACUCAUUGUCAGGCUUGGAUCAAGGAUCGAGAUCCAUCCUCCGAUGAGCAGGUCUUGACUGCUCAGGAGACGUUGCAAAGGAUCCAAGAGGUCACGGAAGUGGCCUUACGCCGGACCUUUCAGUGGGCCCAAGCCCAGUGCCAAAGCAUCGAGGCCUUGGGCCCGAGUCGGGCCCAAUUGCUGCCCAUGGCUAUGCGUUGGUUGCAGGAACGCCCUGAUCUGUUCUCGCUCGUGCUCGAGGAUUAUUGUGCCGGUCGGCGUUUAGCUUUAGUUCGCUCGUUCAUCGACGCUUUGACGGUGGGGGGCGUGGGCGGCACACCGCGUCCCAUUGAACUCCACGCCCACGACCCACCGCGGUAUGUGGGCGAUAUGUUGGCGUGGAUCCACUUGCAGAUCCCGACUGAGAACGAGAACCUUCAAUUGUUACUGAGGGAUGAGCGGAUCACUCAACGGAAAGAGACUUGUUUGAAGAGCAUUGGAUCCAUCACCGAGGACAUUUGUCGGCCUCUAACCAACCGCGUGGAACAGAUCCUGUUGUUGGAGGCAAGUCCGUUGACUCUAUUUCGGUUGAUCAACCUGUUGCACUUUUACUCCAGCACCAUGGGUUUGGCCACGCCCAAGGGAUCCACUCUCAUCAACACGCUCGAGUGCUUAGAGCAAUUGGCCAACAAGCAAUUUUUCAAGGCCUUGAUUUCGACGGUCUCUCAGAGCGUGGCUCAGGCUGAAGCGCCCAAUCCGGAUUUGGCGCCUAAUCAUUGCACCCUACAAUUGUUGGCCUUGCUCAAAGACCUGUUGGCCAGUUCCACCAUGACGGAGGAUGCCACACCCAAGAUUAAAACCGUGAUCGACACCGUUCUUCGGCCUCUGUUGGAGUCGGUUCAAAAUGUGGCUGCCCCAUUCCCCACAACGGAUCGAGACGUGUUUCUCUUGAACUCCUUCUACCAGAUCCAUUCCACCCUUUCCUUGUAUCAUGGAACGGAGGAUCAUCUGGUCAUGAUUCAAGGUGAAAUCGAUCUACGGGUCGAUACCCUCACCUCCGAGCAAACCAGCAAGAUCAUCGCCAACCUGGGGAUCCAACCCAUCUGCAGCCUCAUCAGUGCCGAGCAUGAAGCUCCUUUGGCCAAAGUUCCGGGAAUGAAUGCGGCAGCGUUAAAGCAGUUCAUGCAUCGAUUGGACGCGUUCCUGGUGAACCCGGAAGAGUUCCUCAUGGCUCAAUCCAAGUACUUGAUCUCGUCCAGUCAAAGGAGGGAAAUCUACAAACGCUCCAUGGGGAUUGUAGUGGCUUCCUACCAUCAGAUCUUUGAAUCCGUGAUGGAGCCGAAGAGCGGCUACGAGAAUCCCAAAGCCAUUAUGGGCAAGACGCCCGAGCAAAUUUCCUUGCUACUUCAUUUGUGAAUCAUCGAUGGUUGUUUCUGAUAUUGUUUUUAUAUGGAAAACGUUUGGGUCGGUAUGUCGUUGUUUUUGUUGUGCUCAAACAAUAUAUAUAUUUCACAUGUUA
Tigriopus californicus is the source of this 2291-nucleotide messenger RNA. It is a transcript of the gene Cog6, whose product is annotated as conserved oligomeric Golgi complex subunit 6-like. The record is from RefSeq and is a predicted model, not a curated record. The coding region runs from base 140 to 2188 and encodes 682 amino acids. Gene Ontology annotation, biological process: intra-Golgi vesicle-mediated transport. Lineage: Eukaryota; Metazoa; Arthropoda; Copepoda; Harpacticoida; Harpacticidae. The transcript has a single exon. Gene Ontology annotation, cellular component: COG complex.